Molecule: messenger RNA, 2432 nt
Organism: Gymnodraco acuticeps
Lineage: Eukaryota; Metazoa; Chordata; Actinopteri; Perciformes; Bathydraconidae
Exons: 8
Coding region: 96-1748 (550 amino acids)
Biological process (GO): cell surface receptor signaling pathway
Molecular function (GO): transmembrane signaling receptor activity
Source: RefSeq, a predicted model, not a curated record
UUCCUCAUUGAGACUCAUACCCACUUAGUGUCUGGUCACCUCUGGGUUUUAGUCAUUAUGUUGUUUCUCUUGAAGGUGUUGCUCUGACCGUUCCCAUGAGGGGAAUUACACAUCUGCUGCUCCUGGCAGCAUUUGUGCUCCUGGGAAGAUGUCAGCAAAAGCCAAAUGUUAUUAUCUCCCCCAAACUCAAGGAGAUCUUCCCGGGGGACUUGUUUUAUCUGAAAUGUUCAGGUAAAAGCAAGGUGAGUUGGUACUUCGACGGCAAAGAUCAACCUUUACUGACAAGCGACACCUGGAAGAUAGGAGUGGCUGCCCCCAAACACUCAGGCUCUUAUCAAUGUGAGAGCAAUGGGCAAAAGAGUGACGCUUUGCCCAUCAAAGUCAUGGAUUACGUUCCCAUUGCAUCACUCACCAUCAAGACAGGCCAUCCAGUGGUGCGGCGCGGAGAUUCGGUUCGUCUGCAGCUUUACAAUGAGGAUGGUCUUCAGGGGUGGAUGUGCUGGGUCUAUAGGGGAGAGAAGUCAAACAAGAUUAAGUUGAAGAUUAAAAACAGCGACAGUGUGAGUGUGGACUUUCAGGUUAAUAGACUGAUGGUCCCAGAGACCAUUUACUGGUGUAGUAAUGAUACUCAACGCAGAAGUAACCAAAUCACACUCAGGACCUCAGAUAAGGAUAUCUCGCUGGAGAUGUAUCCUCUGCCUGCUGUAGUUGGGGAGACUCUGACCCUGAAGUGCCUGGCCUGGGGUACAAAUAAAAUCCGCCACACCAAUUUCUACAAAGGCAGUGACAUCCUUUCGAGUAGCGCCAGUACUACCCACACAAUCUCUAACGUGACAGAAUCUGCAAUGGGAAGAUAUAGGUGUCGGGCCACCUUCACGUACAUAAGAGAACCUGCCGGCGGCCCAUACCAAGAGACCUCUGAUGAUCAAGAUGUGUUUGUCCAAGUGCCUCCUUUAAUGAGGGCUUUUCUCUCUUCUGGCAUGUUAUGUUCUUGUCCACAUUGCCCCGAUUUACACUCCUACCAUUGGUAUAAACUUGACGAUCAGCAAUGGGCAGCUAUUGGUUCCAGCCCACCGAAAUCAAGCGGUACCUAUGCAUGUAGAGCUGUGUGGAACAUCGGGAGGUCUUCUCUCAGCAACGUCUACAUCUAUCAACCUCCAAUCAUGAUCAUUUUACUCUGUGUGGCGGCCGGACUGGGAUGUAUUUUAGUAGCUGUGGUCUUGUUUAGAUAUUUUAGGAAGAGAACAGGAGCAAUUUACGAGGAUUUGCCACUGAGGUCAGCAGAUGAGAAAUACGAGAUGCUGCAGAAGGGUGCCCAAAGGGAGGGCGAGUACGACCUCCUCCAGACAGAAGCAACAGGUGGACAGAGGAGAACGGAGGAAUAUGAGGCACUGAAUAAGGAUGAAAUGAAAGGGGGGGUGUACCACACUGUGAAAAUUGAGGGUGCAGUAGGAGCAGAGGGAGGGUAUGAAGCACUGAAGAAAGAGGGAAUGACAGGGGGGGAGUACCACACUGUUAAAAUAAAGGGGGAAGUUGGAGCAGAAGGAGGAUAUGAGGCACUGAAGAAAGAGGGAAUGAAAGGGGGGGAGUACCAAACGCUGGGAAUGGAGGGGGCAGCUGGAGGAGAGGGAGGGUAUGAGGCACUGAAGAAAGAGGGAAUGAAAGGGGGGGAGUACCAAACGCUGGGAAUGGAGGGCACAGGUGGAGGUGAGUUAGGAAGAAGGACAAAGACUGAGAAUAUGAGAUAGUGAGGGAGAAGGAGGACAAGGCAGAGAAACAAAAGACUAGACAGUGAACAGAUAGGUCUCUGUAGCUUCAAUCAUCCUUUUCAAAGUCAGGUAAUGUCUUGGUCAUGAUGUUAAAAUGAUUUUACUAAACCAAAAUUACAGUGCUGUAUGGGGAAUGUAAAUAGAUGAAGGUGGCUUUGGCUCAUGGAUUCUGAAAGAAGAAUAUUGGCACACUGUAAAAAAAAAAAAGCUUGUGAUUUGUAUAAAAUAAUUUAGAUAUUAAAGUUAUAGAAAUGCUUUGAAAUAAGGUUUUGAGAUUACCUAUAUAAUUGACAGGGAGAAAAUAAGGUUGAUUAUAUUGUGAAUAUAAGAAGGAUUGCUUUAUCAAACUAUUUCAGCUAUGCAGUAUGCUUAUAUUUCUUUGCAAAGCCACAUAGUUUCCUUUGCACAAUAAGUGAGAAUGUUGUCUUGAAUUGCCUCUUUUUGAGUAACAAAUGAAUUUGCAUAAACAAUAUUUUUUGUGUUUUACUAAAAAGUGCAUUAUUGUAUAAGUUCUGCUUUAGCAUUCACAUGUAAAAUCCAUUUUAAUUUAAUUGUGUGUGUCAUCAGUUGCACUGCGCAUCUUGAGCUUCAGUGUCCUUCCUGUUGUAUUUUAUGUGCUGAAAUAAACUUGUGGUCGUACAAUUACUCCAUCAUCACAUUCAA